Molecule: messenger RNA, 2267 nt
Organism: Sardina pilchardus (European sardine)
Lineage: Eukaryota; Metazoa; Chordata; Actinopteri; Clupeiformes; Clupeidae
Exons: 12
Coding region: 1-1626 (541 amino acids)
Biological process (GO): response to bacterium
Source: RefSeq, a predicted model, not a curated record
AUGUCUGAGGGGACAUUCAAUCUGACUAUCAGAAAUAUUACUUCAUCCGAUGUAGCAACAUAUUACUGCACGGACUCCAUGAAUAGAGACAUUACAUUUGGAGAUGGAACCUUCUUGGCACUCACAGAACAGUACAACUGCAGUUUUAAUGGCAGUUCAGCAUUCUUCCGUGCAGUGGCCAACUGUGGACAAAUAAACUGCCAUAACAAGACUGAUGUGAUCAAAGAGAAUUCUAUGAACCUUGUUGUUUUUGGUCUGGUCGUUGUCUUGGGACUGUGUUGUGUGCUCAUAUCUUACUUGAUCUAUUUAAUUUACCACUACAAGAAACACAGAAAUGACAGAGUGGAGUUUCAGCAGGGCCACCCAGCCAGGUCCUCUAGAGACCCAUCAUCUGGGCAGGACGCUGAUGGACUGAUUAAUUAUGCUGCCCUGCACUUCUCUGAUAAGAAGAUGAAAAGAGGGAAACAGAAGAGAGAUCUGCCACGGGAAAGUGUCUACUCUGAUGACACCUUGCGAACGGAUACUGGCUACCCAUACCCGGCUGCCUUCAUCAAACUCAGUUCAGAUGCUCAUUUGACAUUGAGACAAGAGAGGAAGAACAAUGACAGGCCUAUGCGUACAGCCCAACAUGAUGAUAAUUUUCACGACUAUUUUGACAUGGCACAUACUGAGGUUCCUCAGCAGUCUGGACCUAUAACCAAAGCUCACAUUGAUGGAAAUGUUACUCUGGAGUGCUUCUUCUCAGGGCGUCUUAAAUCAAAUCGUUUCUACUGGUUCAAACAGACAUUGGGAGACAAACCCUCUGUGCUAGUACAGUCACAAGAGCACGGUGAAACAGUAUUCUCUGAAGGAUUUAAUAAUGGACGGUUCAAACUUGACAAAGGAGGGACAUACUUCCAUCUAUUAAUUGAAAAUGUUAAUCGCUCAGAAGAGGGAAUGUACUUCUGUGGAAUGAGAGUAUCAUAUGACAUUGUGUUCGGAAAUGGAACAUUUUUGGCAAUUGAAGGUGAGCAAUGGUCUGCUACUGACAGAGUGGUCCAGGCCCCAGUACCAGACCCAGUUUAUCAAGGAGAUUCAGUAAUUCUUCAGUGCACAGUCAUUAAUGAGAAACAAACAGAGUACAGAGUGCUCUGGUUCAGAAGAUCUGCAGGAGAUUCCCAGCCAGGUCUCAUUUACUCUCCCAUAAACAGAAGCCGGGUGUGUGAGGAUCACUGUGUCUACAGGCUCCCGAAGAGCAAUUUAACACUCUCUGACAGUGGAGUCUAUUACUGUGUGGUGGAUAUAUGUGGUCGAGUCAUUUUUGGAAAUGGAACAGUGCUGGAAAUCAGGUCAUUGGCACUAUUCAAUACCGUGGUCAGUUUGGGAGCUAUACUGGGCUUAUGCAUUUGUCUUGUACUGUAUCUGGUCUGGCUUACCUACAAAGGAAAAUGUGCUCAAGCAGCUGAACCAGUAGAAACUCCUUUGAACCACUUUGAAAACCAGGGUGGGGUUGCUGAUGCUACGGUGGUUAAUUAUACAGCUCUUCACUUCUCAGAGAGGAAACCCAAAGCAGGAAGAAAGAGAGAGACAUCGACACAUAGCAGUGUGUAUUCUGAUGUGCGACACCAUGCACAACAGGCCUUCUAAGAGAACCUGGCCUAGUGGUUAGGCCUUAGAGCCUGGCUUAGUGUUUGUGUUUAGGGCUUAAAUGGACAGUAAUGGUGUUGAAUCUGUAUGUUAUGGAGCAUAUUUUGGAGAUGUUUUGCGUACAGCUGUAUACAAAUUAAAUAAAAGUUGAAUUCUAUAAUAAAACAUUUUUUUUUAAUGUACCUCAUCCAUUAGUAUUUCAAAACAGUACAACAUUAAGUAAACACUAUUUCAUGAUAAUAUUUAGAAGGGUUGUAAAGCAUAGAUAUUGCCUUUAAAACAGUAAAAGCCACCUGAAAGCUUUCUCCUUAUAGGAUAUGGUUGAUUUUGGAUUGAUGUGUGGAAACUUUAAUUUCUUAAUUUUUAAUGUAACAUUUAUAUUUACCUUUUCAGUUAGCAAAUUACAAUUCGAAUUUGAAUUUGAAUUAAUGGAAGUAGAAUUGAAAUUCAAAGACAUUCAUAUACAUAUUUUCGGGGUAGCGUUUAACAAUGAAGUUUCACAAAAUAUGUCGGAUACUGUAUGAUCGCAACAAACACACUUAUAAUUGAAAACAGUGAUCAAUUACAUUUCCAAAGUAACCUUCCCGAAACUGAAUGUAUGCUUAAUGCAAUGAAAACUAGGGAAAGUAGUGAAGUCUGUA